Messenger RNA from Henningerozyma blattae CBS 6284, 1494 nucleotides. It is a transcript of the gene ABF2, whose product is annotated as DNA-binding protein ABF2. Bases 1 to 1494 code for a protein of 497 amino acids. The transcript has a single exon. Lineage: Eukaryota; Fungi; Ascomycota; Saccharomycetes; Saccharomycetales; Saccharomycetaceae. The record is from RefSeq and is a predicted model, not a curated record.
AUGUUACCCACUAUCCAAGUACCAAACGUUAACGGCAAUACCAACAACAACAACAACAACAACAACAACAACAACAACAACUCCCCCAAAAAUGAAGACUCAAACACAAUCAACCUCCUAAAUAACCCUGCCGACCAAACCCUACAGUAUCAGCAGAUUGAUCACCAAGACAAUCAAUUCAGAGAAUUCUCUCAACCGCCUCAACCUCCUCAACAGCAACAGAUCCCCCCACAACAAACCUUCUCUCAUUUCCAAACCCAACCUUUUGUGUCCCAAUACCAACAGCCUCCUCAGCAACAACAAAACAUUUAUUUCCAGCAAUCUUCGCCUCAAACAAACGCCCAACCGUCAUUACAACAGGUGCUACAAUCACAAUCCACUCAACAACAACAACAACAACAACCUCAACAACUACACCAACUACAUCUACAACAACAGUACUUGUCCCAUCAAAACAACUCCUCGCAAAACAACAACUCACAAGCCACUGCACAAUCCCUGCCUUCUCAAAACAUAAGUCUACUGGGCCAAAACAUAAAUAACAAUUCCAAUAACAAUACUAACCCUACCUCCAAUUCAAACCAUACUAACUCAAUCUCUCAAGAUUAUAAUUAUAUACAAAACUCAAACCCUGCUACUCAACCAAUCAACCAGCAACAACUUUCAGAAAUGAUGUACAAUUCAUUCCUUUCCCAUCUAAGUCAAAAACAAGUCUCCAGUGCCAUUGGGUCGGCAUUAACAAAUGCUACCCAUUUGAACCCUGCUGCUACUACUGUCUCUUCUGCUGCCGCCUCUUCUCUUUCUUCAAACACAAAUGCCUCCACCUCCAACUCCACUUCUUCUUUCUUAAACCCCCCAGGCCAAAGAUAUUUCCAUGCAAACAUGAAUGUUUCUCCAACUCUAAUGGAAGCCACCCAUCCAGUAAACAUCCAAGCCACCAGCCCAAUCCAUUUGCAAAACUCCCAUUCUUCUCCAAACCCACCUAAGAAGAUGUCCACUACCCAGAGUAGAAUUGAAAAAAGAAAACAAUUGAAAAAACAAGGUCCAAAGAGACCUUCUUCUGCUUACUUCCUUUUCUCAAUGUCUAUUAGAAGUGAUUUAUUAGAAAAAUACCCACAAGCAAAAGUUCCUGAAUUAUCCAAAUUAGCUUCUGCUAGAUGGAAAGAAUUAACUGAUGAUGAAAAAAAACCAUUCUACGACGAAUUUAGAACAAACUGGGAAAAAUACAGAGUCUUGAGAUCCGAAUACGAAAAAACUUUACCUCCAAAGAGACCUUCUGGUCCAUUCAUCCAAUUCACUCAAGAAAUCAGACCCAUCGUCGUUAAAGAAAACCCUGACAAGAACUUGAUUGAAAUCACUAAAUUGAUUGGUGAAAGAUGGCGUCAAUUGGAUCCUUCCAAAAAAGCUGAAUACACUGAAGAAUACCGUAAGAGAUUAAAGGAAUGGGAAAGUUAUUAUCCAGAAGAUGGUAAUGAUUUAGAAAUGAAAAAAUAA